Molecule: messenger RNA, 2660 nt
Organism: Osmia lignaria (orchard mason bee)
Lineage: Eukaryota; Metazoa; Arthropoda; Insecta; Hymenoptera; Megachilidae
Gene: MED17
Product: mediator complex subunit 17
Biological process (GO): regulation of transcription by RNA polymerase II
Cellular component (GO): mediator complex; core mediator complex
Molecular function (GO): transcription coregulator activity
Source: RefSeq, a predicted model, not a curated record
GAAUUUCAUUCGUUCAGCUGUCAAAAUAAUUUUUCAUAUUGGUGCUCCUGUCUGAAGAAAACAAUAAUGGCGUAUUCGGUGAACGUUUCCGUGGAAGCACCGAUCGAGAAUCAGAUUCAAGAAAUUACUUAUGAUGGCCAAGAAAUUUAUCAAGCACCUCUUACACUCUCUGAAAACUUGGCAAAAAUCGCGCAAAAAAUUGACUUCAGCAAAGCCAAUGGAGAAGACAUUAAGAAAGAAUCUGAAGGUGGAGAAAAGGGCGAAGAAGACACAAAAGACUCAGCUUCUUACCAGUUGUCCUUAUGGCCAUGGGAUAGCGUUAGAAAUAAAUUGAGGAAUGCAUUAACAGAAGUAUGCGUAUUGGCAGAUGUUCUUGCAAUUGCAAAAGAAAAACAUUAUAUGGUUCUUGAUCCUGUUCCCCAAGAUCCAGUAGAAGUAAAGUCUAUGAUACCAGUUUAUGCCAGAAAGAAAGCAUUAGCUGGAGCAGCCUCUGUUAUUAUGAUGGGUGCUGAUAGAUUGAAGAAUUGUCAGAAUGAGUUAGCUAGAAAUAGAACAACUCCAGAUUUUCAUAUUGAAUUACUGAGAUUGAGGCAAAACUGGCGUUUGAAGAAAGUUUCUAAUUCGAUCAUUGGUGACCUUAGUUAUAGAACAGCUGGUUCCAAAUUUCCUCAAACUGGUAUGUUUGAAGUUACAAAAGCAGAAGAAGAAGAAAAGAGUAGUAAUAGUCCACCAGCUUCUCCUAGCACUGGUAAUAAUAUAUCGGGUCAGACUCAUCCUCCAAAUUCUAAGGCUUCUGCACUGAGAGUUACCAUACCUAGCGAAUUGCAAGGUGUUGCUUAUAUCAAAGUAUUAUGUCAGAAAGAUCAAGAAGAUCUAUGCAGUGCAAAUAUUAGUUUACUUAAUAAUAGUGCACAUAGUUCAAAUGCAGACAUGCAUUGGCAACAGAAAUUAGAGGCUGCGCAAAACGUUUUAUUUUGUAAAGAACUAUUUAGUCAACUAGCAAGAGAAGCGGUGCAUUUACGGGCGCCUAUACCUCACAUGGUUGUUGGUAAUCAAAUAAUGGCAACGGUACUUCCUGGAAUUCAGUUAAUUAUAGGACUUUGUCAUAGUACAGGAAACGAGAAAAAACCUGCUGUUCCACCUCCUCAUAAGAUUGAUCACGAUCAUGUAUUGGAACAUUCACUACAUCAAUUACUACGUGAAGUACAUCACAAAAACACUCACCAUCCAUUUCCACAUCCUUCCUCAGGUCCUCUUGGCCCUAGUAAACGAAGAUGCUUAGCUGGUCCAACUGCCGCCGAUAGACACGAACUCUUAGAAAUGACAAAAAGUCAAACUCUUUUAGAACAAAUUAUCCAACAAGCUCAACAUUUCUUUAUGCGGCGACGUACCGAAUACGUUUUAGACACAAUAGCGAAAGAAGUUAAAGAUCCUUUAAUCGUUUCUCAUUGGAAUGCAUUGAAUUCUCCUACACAGUCUUGCGUGAAAAUUAACAUUUUAACCCAUGGAUACGAUACCGUAUGUCGGACGUCACUUGUUGUUCAUGUGGGAGAAAGGUCUUUAAAGUGUGUUUGUCGUGACGGUAGAGUAAUGCAUAUGAGUUACGAACCUCAGGAAUUACGAGACUUAAUAUUUUGUCAGAUUUAUCAGCACCAAAUAACAGCAGUACAAUCGUUAGCAAAGUGUAUGGGGUGGCAGUUUUUAGCCAACAGUUCGCAUCUUGGUUUGGGUGCAGUUGAACCUCUAGGAAAUGCUAGCAGUUGUAUUUUGGCUUCACCAAUAGGCGACAGGAUGAUAGCCGUUAGAUGCGAACCACAAACAGGAGUACAAGUAGCAAUAGCUCAUUCCCCUAGGAAAGACUUUUUCCCAGGACAGUUAGUAAGAGAAAGAAAAUGGGAAAACUUAGGUGGCUCUUUUAAGGAAGUUCGAUGGGAUAAAAUGGAAGGAAAGAACUUUUUAAAUAAAAUGGAGUUACUCAUGGCUUCAUUAACAAGCUCCUAAAUUUGAUCAAUGACUGAUUAGGAAUGUAAUUGUCCCACAGGGUGAAAACAUAUUUUUAGAUUUUAUUUUGCAUCUGAAUACACACAUUAGUUGUAUAAAUACUACGUGAAUUUAUCCAAGCUGUGUUUCAUAUCUGUGAUUAAUAUUGUUUUUCAAUUUUAUAUUUGAAUGUCUUAACAUGCUUGAACAUUCUUUUCCUGAAAUAAAAUAGCACUUAAAAUAUUCUUACAUUUAUUUCAAUUUUAGUAACAACAAUUUAUUUCAUCCUGUGGUAUUUGUUAUUUGGAAUAAGGAUUACAAUUAAAUAUAUCUUUGGUUGUAUAAAAAUGGUUUUUAUUUGAGUGACAUAUGAAAUGUAAUAUGAAUUGAGUAAUAAAUCAUCAUGAAAUGGUAAGUGAAACACAAUGCCAAAUAUACAGAUGUGUAUAUUGAACACCUAAAUUACAAAUGUUAAUGGAUUUUAUAUGUAUAUACAAAGACUACUGAACAAUUCCUUAUGUAUUAUCAUUUGUAUAACCUUUUUGAAUAAUUUGGUUUUAGAUAUAAGUCUUGAAUUAAUGCACAAAUUUACUCUUUGUCCAAUAGAACAUGUACAUGUAUACAUGCAUACACACAUUCUUAAAUAUGUACAUUCAUACUCAGUUUCUUUUUGUUUCUCU